CAACAAAUCCAGCAGUUUCCUUUCUUGGGAGGUAUGGAGACUCCGGCACCGGUCACCGGGCUUUUCGGUUAUGAUUUAGAGGGUGGAGGAGUGGAAGGGAUGCAAUAUAGUGGACAACUUAGCUCAAAGACUUCAAACUCUGCACUAAUCUCACAACUUGCUUCUGUGAAAAUGGAGGAUAAUAACCAGCAUGGUCUUCUUGGUUUGCCAAGACAGUACUUGAGUGUUAAUCCUAGGAAUAUUAAUCAGUAUUGGAAUAACAGCACCGGCAACGCCAGUGGCAACGGUGGUGGUUCAAGUGGUGGUUGGAAUGAUCUAUCUGGUGGUAAUAUCUUGUAGAGAUUUCCAUGAAGCUUAAUUAGUUUUCAUAUGGCUUCAAAGAAGGAAGAAGAAGAAGAAGAAGAUCGAGAAGUUUGCAUGAUGCUUCAUAUGAUGAUGAUAAGGUGGGUUUUCUAAUUAUCUUUGAUAAUUUUUCCUUUUUUUUUUCUUUUUUCUUAAUUUGUCUGGAUUGGUGUUCCUUGCUUCCUUCUUUGUAUCUUUGAUUAUAUUAUGGUUAUAGAAUUGGGGUGUUUGGAGUU
Messenger RNA from Dioscorea cayenensis subsp. rotundata (Guinea yam), 578 nucleotides. RefSeq lists its product as uncharacterized. NCBI's taxonomy places the organism in Eukaryota, Viridiplantae, Streptophyta, Magnoliopsida, Dioscoreales, Dioscoreaceae. The transcript has a single exon. The record is from RefSeq and is a predicted model, not a curated record. The coding region runs from base 34 to 339 and encodes 101 amino acids.